CGGACUGAGUGUGAUUGUGAGUGCCAAGUGCGUGUGAGUUUGUGUGUGUGUGUGCGCGCUCACACUGUAUUUGUGAGUGAGAGCGCGUUUGAAGACCGGGCUUGAUGUGAAUGCGAAGUGUGUGUGUGAGAGAGAGAGAGAGAGAGACAGAGCACUGGAUGUGUGUGCGAGUGAGCGAGUGUGAAAGGGGACGCUGGUGUGAUUGUGAGUGAGUGUGUGAAUGCGUCUGAGAGAGCGUGUGUGUGCGAAAGCGCGUUAGACAGAGCGCUGGUUUUGUGCGUGGAGGAGAACAUUUGAGCGUCGGGCUUUCUAUGAGUGUGUGUAUGGGCGCUCAGUGUGUGUGUAUGAGCGUGAGUGUGAGAUUGAGCGCUACCGCGUUGGAUUGGUACGUGUGUGUGUGUAAGAGAGUGUGUGUGUGUGAGAAAGAGCGCUACAGCGCUGGUUUGGUGCGUGUGAGCGUUUUACACGUCGGACUUUGUGUGUGUGUGUGUGUGUGUGAAAUAGAGAGCGCGUUUGAACGCUGGGCUUUCUGUGUGUGUGUGUGUGAGAGAGAGAGAGAGAGAGAGGGCGUGUGUGUGUGAAAUAGAGCGUUUGAACGACGGACUUUCUGUGUGUGUGUGAGUGUGAGCGCUCCGGCUUUGUGUGUGUGUGUUACUGCGAGAGUGAGCGUGUGUGUGUGUGACAGAGCGUGAGAGCGCUGGUUUGUGUGUGUGUGUGAAAGAGCGUUUGUCAAACAUCGGUCUUUCUUUCUGUGAGAGUGUGAGCAGCGGGCUUUUUCUGUGUAUGUGUGAGAGAGAGAGAAAGAGAGCGCGUUUGAACGCUGGGCUUUUUCUGCGUGUAUGAUAGAGAGCGUGUGUGUAUGUGCGUCUAAGGGAGAGAGAGAGCGCUGGUUUUGCGUGUGUGAGCGUUUAAACAUCGGGCUUUUUUUCUCUCGCUGUGAGUGAGUGCGUUUUUGUGAGCGCCGGGCUUUGUGUGUGUGAGUGUGUGAGUGUGUGUUAGCACAGACUCCGCAGCCGCCCGUUCAUUUCCCCGCACACACACACGGACACAGAGCCCGCACCUUCUGCGGGGAUUAUUCUUUGUCCAAGUUUGCCAGCCAGCCAGCCAGGGCCGCGGUGCGGGGGCUGUUGUUGUGGGGGGCAUCGCUCGCCGCUCUCUGCGCCGCACACAGACGCUUCUGGCCGAAUUCCCUCCGCUUUCCGCCGAAGAUUCGCCCGUGUUUGCGCCGGGCGGGCGGGCGGUACGCAGGCGUACAACCAGUCUUCCGGAUUUCUUUAUAUAUAUAUAUAAAAAAUUUUCUCUCUGGAAGAGAAAGAGAGAGGAGAGAGGAAAACCCCCCCGCCCGGCAAAUUUGCAACCGGAAUGGAGAUGAAGUACAAAGAGUGGAUCCUGGAGACCAUCGACUCUCUGCGUUCCCGCAAAGCCCGGCCCGACGUGGAGCGCAUUUGCAGGAUGAUCGAGCGGCGCUACGGUCUCUCGCCCGCCGACACCGAGCAGCAGCUGAACAAGCUGGUCCGCGCCGAGCUGGUGGUCAAAGUGGCGUACAAGGGCUCCAACAGUUACCGCAACGCUGCCAAGUGGUACAAGAGCAAGGCGAGGAAGGGGCCGGAGUGCGGGGCAGAAGGAGGAGGAGGAGGAGGGGGGUCGUCGCCGCCGCCGCUGGAAGCUUUGCCCCGCUCCCCAGAGCCCGGCCGCCGGACCCUCGCUGCCAGGAAAGUCGGCAGCGGCCGCCUGCAGAUCGCCCUGAAACGGGAGCUGAGCCGCGGGCGUCUCGUCCCCGUCCCCGCUGCUGCCGCCGCCCCGCACAUCGACGCUGCUAAAGUCACAAGCGCGUCUCUCCGGGCUUUGCCCAGCUAUAAGGGUUAUGCCAAGAUUCGCAAGGAGCGAGUGUUCGAGGCCAAUGGCAGCGUCAUUAACCCCUUGACAACUGCCCACACGCUAGAUGAGUGUAUGGAACCAGAACUGACAGAGAUUGAACAACGCACCAAUCUAGAUGUGGAUCAAGAUGCCUCUGAGGUGGAAUCGGCGGGCCAUUCUUCCAUGGACAACAUUCCCAAGGUUCCAGAUUCUACCCACCCUUCAGAAUCGAUGGAGCUCUUGAACUGUGACGCGUACAAGAAGUCUCGUGCCUUGAACGGUCUUGGCCAGGAUGUGUCGGCGAGUUGCGCAGGUGUGGAGAUGCGAGGUGCCUCCUGCCUGCCCACUCCCUCCCCAUCACCCGUGGAGAUGAAGACUUUUGAGACCGGCACCCUGGGAAUGGAGAGCUCGGUGGAGAGAGUGCGGCUCGACCCUGUGGAGUGGACAAUCCUGGACGUCUUCAAUUACUUCAAGAAGGCCGGCUUCGAGGACCAGGCUGCGGCCUUUCAGGAACAGGAAAUCGACGGCAAGUCUCUGCUCCUCAUGAAACGCAGUGAUGUCCUGACGGGACUGUCGAUCAAGCUGGGGCCCGCACUCAAGAUCUACGAAUUCCACGUGAAAACCUUGCAGAUGAGUCACUUAAAGGGCAGCUCGCCUGAGUGUUAAACUCCCGCCCAGGAGAUGAUGUCUUGGUGUCAAAUCCACCCACUGUGUUUCUUCCCCUCCCCAUCCGUGUCCUCCCCAUCCCUGUCCUCCCCAUCCAUGUCCUCCCCAUCCCUGUCCUCCCCAUCCGUGUCCUCCCCAUCCCUGUCCUCGCCAUCCCUAUCCUCCCCUUCCCUCCCCCUGGUUGCAUGUAGGUUGUUGGUGGUCCAUUAUUAGGACGCGUGUGGUCGGGGCGUUGUCAGGCUGAUGUCCGAUCUCGAGGGACCUGUGGUUCGACGCCCUUUCCUUACUGUGACCUGGAACCACUUAUUGUGAGCAGUGGUGUAUUUUGCUGCCCCUGGUUCACCAAAUGUAUUUACGUUUGGACCUGAGCUGUAAGAACACGGCAGACCGGUCGGUGACCAAGGUGAAGCUACACCAGCCAUAACGCGUUGCCUAAGUAUGGGGAGCGUUAUUUAAAAAAGACACUGCUGUGUUUGUAAGAUGGACAUAUAAUGCUGGAGUAACUCAGCGGGACAGGCAGCAUCUCUGGAGAGAAGGAAUGGGUGACGUUUCGGGUCGAGACCCUUCUUCAGACCGAGAGUCGGGGGGAAAGGGAAACAAGAUAUAGACGGUGAUGUGGAGAGAUAUAGAACAAAUGAAUGAAAGUUAUGCUUAAAAGUAACUGUUAAAAUGGAAAGGGGCCGCUGUUAGCUGUGGGCUAGGUGAAAAUGAGACUCAACACGACGACUUUGAAACCGGUCCAUGUACCUGUCCUCGUGUCCUUGAACAUGGUGGGAGCAUUUGAAUCGUCUCAGCUAAAGGGAACAGGAUGGACUCUUUGAAAUCCAUGUUCAAUGGUUCAUAACUUCAUGUGGUAGGAGCAGAAUUUGGCCAUUUGGUCCAUGGAAUCAACUCCGCCAUUCAGUCAUGGUUGAUCUAUCCCUCGAGACCCCAUUCUCCUGCUUUCUCCCCAUAACCCCUGAC
This is a messenger RNA of Amblyraja radiata (thorny skate), 3486 nucleotides long. Its product is annotated as atherin. Gene Ontology annotation, molecular function: chromatin binding; histone binding; DNA binding. The transcript is spliced from 8 exons. Gene Ontology annotation, biological process: negative regulation of DNA-templated transcription. Lineage: Eukaryota; Metazoa; Chordata; Chondrichthyes; Rajiformes; Rajidae. The record is from RefSeq and is a predicted model, not a curated record. The coding region runs from base 1363 to 2523 and encodes 386 amino acids. Gene Ontology annotation, cellular component: nucleus.